Messenger RNA from Mizuhopecten yessoensis (Yesso scallop), 5448 nucleotides. Its product is annotated as sterile alpha and TIR motif-containing protein 1-like. The coding region runs from base 45 to 2987 and encodes 980 amino acids. The transcript has 8 exons. NCBI's taxonomy places the organism in Eukaryota, Metazoa, Mollusca, Bivalvia, Pectinida, Pectinidae. Gene Ontology annotation, biological process: signal transduction; negative regulation of MyD88-independent toll-like receptor signaling pathway; response to axon injury. The record is from RefSeq and is a predicted model, not a curated record. Gene Ontology annotation, cellular component: dendrite. Gene Ontology annotation, molecular function: protein binding; signaling adaptor activity; NAD+ nucleosidase activity.
GACGACGCGAAAUACACAGUGACGUCAAGAAGCAUCUGAUCAACAUGUCUUCUACUUCCUCCUUGCCAAACCUUGACCUUGAAAAAAGGUCAAGGACUGAGUCACCCUCUGACUCGUGUGAUGAACACAUGCAACAUGAAAAGUUUGAUCCAUGUCAGUUACUGGAGAGGUCACAGUCUGAUGCUUCCUUGACCAAGACAAAAUCACAAACGUCGCAAUGUAGGAUGUCAUACACAAAGACACAAAACACAUCUAAUUCUGCAGAACAGCUGGAAAAACCAGAAAAGAAAAAUAGAGUAUCAGAAAGUUCAAGGGUGUAUUUUGAUCUUUCACAAAUAGACACAAUGAUUGAAAAUGAAACUGUUUCUUCUUCAUCGUUCACUCAUACAGAUUCCAGGUCUAAGUUAGUCCUGGGUCAGUCGCUGGAAACCAUCCCGCAGGGCGAGGAGCUGUCCCUCAGUCACCCCUCCUCCCACUGUAUGUACUCCGCAUCCAACGAAACAGAAUCAGAGGCAAGUGAAUUGGACAGUGAAGAUUAUGAAGACCUGUCCAGCUUUUACAAGAAAUAUCCAAUAGUUAUCCCUUCAGUGCUGUCGUCAGAUUCUCAUCUUUCUUACCACUAUAAGAACAACCUAAAGCUCACCUACCAACAGUUUGGCCAACACCUUGAGACUCACAUUACAGCCCUCAAGAGUGCCAGCGCUGUGGAGGAGAUUAUGCAUCUUGGAAAGAUUUUGAGUAUACUAAAGGAGGCGUGGAGUGUGGCGGUGUACGGCCGUGACCUGGCCUACGGUCUGUGUGACGUGUUACGUCUGGAAGGUGUCCUCGAUCUGAUAAUAAAGAAUUGUGGAUCGACCAACCAUGACCUUAUGGUGGCUUCAGCUGCACUACUAGAACAAUCGUUAUCAACGAAGAACCGGGAACGUGUCGUAAAAACAGGACUGGAAGCUGUGGUGGGCAUGACGUACAAGGAAAUCGGUAAUACAGACAUGGCAUUUAUAAGUACAGGGAUUUUGGAAGGACUUUUUAAAAUGUCUGAAGAAGCUUCAACAAAAAUUGUGAAUCUUGGUGGAUUGGAUGUAAUUCUACACUGGUGCCGGAGUUGCACCAUAGAUAUUCUCCGUCACUGUGCCAAAGCCAUUUCUAACCUGUCCUUGUUCGGAGGCAUGGAAAACCAGGAGGAGAUGGCACGGCAUAAUGUGCCGGAGUGGUUAUUCCCCUUGGCGUUUAAUGAAGACAAUAAUGUUAGGUACUAUGCUUGUCUAGCUAUUGUGGUGCUGGUUGCCAACAAAGAACUUGAGGCGGCAGUAAUAAAGUCUGGAACCCUCGACCUGGUCAUGCCUUUUAUAAGCAGUAACAAGCCAGCUGAUUUUGCCAAGAGUGAUUUUUCACAUCAACAAGGGCGCGACAAUAUGUGGCUUGAGCGACUUGUUCCCAUCUUAUCUAGUCAUCGGGAGGAACCUCAGGCCCUGGCAGCCUUCCACUUCGCUAUGGAGGCUGGCAUCAAGGCAGAGCAAGGCAGACUUGGGAUAUUCUAUGAUAUUGAUGCAAUAGAACCACUGAAGAAAGUGGCGAGCAGUCCGAACGCCAAGGCUUCAAAGUUAGCUGCCCAGGCUCUCAAGAUCAUUGGAGAAGUGGUCCCUCACAAGCUUACACAACAGGUGCCCAUCUGGUGCCCCUCAGAUGUCGCUCACUGGGUCACGCAGAUUGGAUUCAAGACGUAUGCCAGCAAGUUUCAGAAUUGUCAGGUAGACGGCGACCUUCUUCUGCUGCUGACAGAACAGGAACUGGAGGAGAGCAUAGGCAUCAAGUGUCGCCUGGCCCGCAAACGAUUUAUGCGGGAACUGUUGAACCUGAAGAUCACAGCAGACUACUCGUCACUGGACCGUAGCCAGCUCGACUCCUGGCUGACACGACUCCAGCCUGAAAUGUCUCAAUACACAUACUACUUGUUGAAGCAGGGAAUGACCCGGGACCUCCUAGGACUGACCACCGACCAGGAGCUCAUGAACGUCUGUCAUAUCACCAACGGUAUCCACCGACGCCUCAUACUUGAACACGCCGAAGAUCUCUACAACUGUCAGAUCCAGCUGCCAAAGUAUGGCAGUAUCGGAAGUCUCAACCGCCAGAAAAGUGUGGAUGUAGCAAGUCUGAUGGCAUACCCAAAGGCUGUCGACGUCUUCAUCAGCUAUAGACGGUCCAAUGGCUCUCAACUCGCUAGUCUGCUCAAGGUACAUCUACAGUUGAGAGGUUUCACAGUAUUUAUCGACAUAGAACGGCUACGUGCAGGAAAAUUUGAUGAGAACUUAUUGAUGAACAUCAAACUGGCUCGCCACUUCCUGUUAGUUCUGACUCCGGACGCACUGGAUCGCUGUAAAGGGGACGUGGAUCAACAAGACUGGAUACACAAGGAGAUUGUUACCGCCCUUGAGAGUGAUUGUAAUAUCAUUCCCGUGCUGGACAACUUUGAGUGGCCUGUUCCGGAGGAACUUCCCAUUGACAUGCAACAGGUCGUGUAUUUCAAUGGAGUCAGGUGGGUCCAUGACUACCAGGACGCAUGUGUUGACAAGGUUGAAAAGUUCCUCUCAGGGGAGAUGACUCCACUACAGAAGUUUCCUGUUGGAGCCCCUCAGGGGGGUCUAAAGGUGACAUCACCAGAAAAACCAUUUCGCAGCCCUGGGGAGAAGUCAUUUCAUAGUACUGGGGAGAAACCAUUUCUUAGUCUGGGGGAGAAACAGUUUCACAGCCCUGCUGAGAAAUCAUUUCAAAGUCCAGGGGAGAAGUCAUUUCACAGUCCAGGGGAGAAGUCAUUUCACAGUCCAGGGGAGAAGUCAUUUCACAGUCCAGGGGAGAAGUCAUUUCACAGUCCAGCGGAGAAGUCAUUUCAAAUAUCUGAAGGAGAGAAGUUGAAUCCUGAUGAAGCAGAGAAAUUAUCACAGCUGAAAAACAAUAACAACACGAGUGAUAGCAUUCCAUUACCAUCGUGAACUAUGAAGAUUGGGUACAGCAAAUUCUUCAUGAUGUCAUGUGUCAGUACAAAGUGUGAUAUAAUGUGAAGCAUGACAUUAACAGGAACACAUAUUUUCUGUGGAAUUGAAGAACUUUUUGUAUAAAGUUUGAAAGCCUGUCAAUAUAUAUAGAAGUUACUUGUGCUAUAUAUACACCAAAUUUCUCAUGACAUUGCAAAAAUAGUUAAAUACACCUCUUCAGCAACAUGGGAUUGUGAUAUUAACUGUUACAUGAUAUUAAGACACAUGACAUUAUGAGGAGUCUGCUGUAUUUGUAGUUUUUAUUAAUUGAUUUAGAGAUAAUUGGACAUUAUUGAAUUUUACCUGAAGCAUUAUAAUGUGAAAUAUAUAGAUGAAACAUCAAUUUUUCACUCCAUUGGUAAUUCACAAAAUUAAAACAUUGCAUAAAAAAUCAAAAUUCAAAUUUGUGAAAUUUGAUACCCACAGUGUUUAGAUAUGUACAGGUUUCUCAGAGUGUUAAAGUGUAAUGUAAUCUAUAGCUGUUGAUUCUGGUAUCCUUAGAAACUAUACAGCCUGUAUCCCUGUCACCUGUAUCAAUAGAUACUGUACAGCCUGUAUCUCUGGCACCUGCAGUAUCCAUAUAUACCAUACAGCCUGUAUCCCUGUCACCUGUAUCAAUAGAUACUGUACAGCCUGUAUCCCUGUCACCAGUAUCCAUAGAUACCAUACCGCCUGUAUCCCUGUCACCUGUAUCCAUAGAUACUGUACAGCCUGUAUCCCUGUCACCUGUAUCCAUAGAUACUGUACAGCCUGUAUCCCUGUCACCAGUAUCCAUAUGUACCAUACAGCCUGUAUCCCUGUCACCUGUAUCAAUAGAUACUGUACAGCCUGUACCCCUGUCACCUGUAUCCAUAGAUACCGUACAGCCUGUAUCCCUGUCACCAGUAGCAGAUCACUGACCUCUAAGGUCAUCUUACAGAAAAUGUUGUUGUUUACAUAUAAAACCAGAGAAUGUCUAAACCUCAUAAGAAACUUUAACACUGUCAAUUAUUUCUGAUAACCUACAUGUUCAUAUUUAAGUCACAGAUCCUGUUCACUAGAUUUAGGGAAUAUUUAUGUUAUAAUCUUUUGUUGAAUUUUCACAGUGUAUGAUGUUAUAUUUUAAUUGCAUUAAUCUAUUGAUAUUAACCUGUACAUAGAUGAACAAAGAUACCAACAAAAUAAUUUUGUCAGAAAACCUGAAUGUAAAUAUGAAAUGUUUAUUGUAUUUACGAGCUCAUGGAUGCUACAACUAAUGGUUUGAUAUUGUAUUAUAUGAGCUAAUACUGUAUCAUCUGGCUGUGGUAUUGUAUAAUAUGAGCUAAUACUGUGGUAUCACAAAGGUCUUUACUUUGAGAACAUUCUCAAUUACCAAAAUCAGAAAUAGGUUUUGAUAAAAUACAGUUAUCUUAUAACAGUGAAUGAGUUCAGUAAAAACUGAAUAGACCGGAGUGUUAAAGUUUGAGGACAUUUUAACUGUAAAGGGAGAGUUGAUAAUAUGUUAAUAUUACGUACUGUUUAAUUUUCUAUACAAGGAAUAGGGGUGUGUUAGUCACCUCCCUGUCAGCAUUGGAGCUACCUCCCUGUCAGCAUUGGAGCUACCUCCCUGUCAGCAUUGGAGUUACCUCCCUGUCAGUGGUGUAGUCACCUCUCUGUCAGUGGUGUAGUCACCUCUCUGUCAGUGGUGGAGUCACCUCCCUGUCAGUGGUGUAGUUACCUCCUUGUCAGUGGUGUAGUCACCUCCCUGUCAGUGGCGUAGUCACCUCUCUGUCAGUGGUGUAGUCCCCUCCCUGUCAGUGGUGUAGUCACCUCUCUGUCAGUGGUGUAGUCGCCUCCCUGUCAGUGGUGUAGUCACUUCCCUUUCAGUGGUGUAGUCACUUCCCUGUCAGUGGUGUAGUCGCCUCCCUGUCAGUGGGGUAGUCACCUCCCUGUCAGUGGCGUAGUCACCUCUCUGUCAGUGGUGUAGUCUCCUCCCUGUCAGCAUUGGAGUUACCUCCCUGUCAGUGGUGUAGUCACCCCCCUGUCAGUGGUGUAGUCACCUCCCUGUCAGCGGUGUAGUUACCUCCCUGUCAGUGGUGUAGUCACCCCCCUGUCAGUGGUGUAGUCACCUCCCUGUCAGAGGUGUAGUCACCUCUCUGUCAGUGGUGUAUUCACCUCCCUGUCAGUGGUGUAGUCAUCUCCCCGUCAGUGGUGUAGUCACCUCCCUGUCAGUGGUGUAUUCACCUCUCUGUCAGUGGUGUAGUUACCUUCCUGUCAGUGGUGUAGUCACCUCUCUGUCAGUGGCGUAGUCACCUCCCUGUCAGUGGUGUAGUCCCCUCCCUGUCAGCAUUGGAGUUACCUCCCUGUCAGUGGUGUAGUUACCUCCCUGUCAGUGGGGUAGUCACCUCCCUGUCAGUGGCGUAGUCACCUCCCUGUCAGUGGUGUAGUCAUCUCCCUGUCA